AUUUUACUGGAAGUCCCUAUCACCUUGGAUUCCAAAUUGGGCGGCCCACCACCUUCCAAAACCCGAUCCAAAUUCACAACCCGCCACAACGCCACUACCGCCAAAUCCAUUCGUCCGCGUGCAGCUCUUUGCAGUGUCGACGGACGCUUCCGGGGCCACACACAGAGUUGGUGAUGAGCAGGAGGGAGAGAAAAUGUUGAAGUCGAUGCUUGGUUGCUGCAAGGUUUACAUAUCCGAAAGCAGAAACAGGGCAGCACUGGAAUCAAUCGAACGGGCUGCUAAGCUUUUCUUGGAAGCACCGAUUGUGAAUAAGUUCGAAGAUGAAACGUACAACAGAGUUGGUUACACACUUGUCUCUAAGUUGGCUCCAAAGCCGUCUGUCGAUCCUUGUCCUUUGAAGAUGGCAGCGCUUGCCAUGGUCAAGGCUGCUUUCGAAACAAUUGAUCUCGAGUCACAUUGUGGAAGUCAUCCGCGGCUAGGAGUUGUGGAUCAUAUAUGCUUUCAUCCCCUUCUCGGUGCUUCUUUGGAGCAAGUGGCUGGUGUUGCAAACUCUUUGGCUGCAGAAGUUGGCUCUAGUCUUCAAGUCCCUACUUUUCUCUAUGGAGCUGCCCACGAAGAGGGAAGAACGCUUGAUUCAGUCAGAAGAGAGUUAGGUUAUUUCAAGCCGAAUUCUAGCGGAGAACAAUGGGUUGGGGGACCGAAAUCAGAUUACUUGGCGCUGAAGCCGGACAAGGGUCCCGCUCAAGUGACUCAAGGAAGGGGUGUCAUUGUGAUUGGAGCAACCCGGUGGGUUGAUAACUAUAAUGUCCCGGUCAUCUCUACUGAUAUUGCUGCUGUUCGUAGAAUUGCAAAACGAGUGAGUGGCAGGGGAGGCGGACUUGCUUCGGUCCAAGCCAUGGCACUUGCGCACGGUGAAUCCAUCAUCGAAGUCGCUUGCAAUUUGUUGGAACCAGAGAAGGUGGGAGGAGAUAAGGUUCAACUUGAAGUUGAGAGGCUUGCAAGGGAAGAGGGUAUGAGAGUUGGGAAAGGCUACUUCACUGAUUUUUCUCAGGAAAGAUUAAUUGAAAGUUACUUGAAGUCGGAUUUCAGUACAAACAAAAUGUGUUUCUAGAUUGUAAAAGCACUUUUAAUGUGCACUAGGACACAUAUUACUCCUAAAAAAAGUGCUUCUAGCAUUUUUUUUUUUUUGUCUAGAAGCACUCUUAAACAAGCUCCUAGUCACUGUCAAUUACUUACAUCCCGUGAUGAGACUUAUAACUUGUUUGGUUGA
This is a messenger RNA of Pyrus x bretschneideri (Chinese white pear), 1270 nucleotides long. RefSeq names its product formimidoyltransferase-cyclodeaminase. Bases 194 to 1111 code for a protein of 305 amino acids. The transcript has 3 exons. The record is from RefSeq and is a predicted model, not a curated record. NCBI's taxonomy places the organism in Eukaryota, Viridiplantae, Streptophyta, Magnoliopsida, Rosales, Rosaceae. Gene Ontology annotation, molecular function: transferase activity; folic acid binding.